Molecule: messenger RNA, 1064 nt
Organism: Fusarium oxysporum Fo47
Lineage: Eukaryota; Fungi; Ascomycota; Sordariomycetes; Hypocreales; Nectriaceae
Product: ribosomal RNA-processing protein 7-domain-containing protein
Exons: 2
Coding region: 25-966 (313 amino acids)
Biological process (GO): rRNA processing; ribosomal small subunit assembly
Cellular component (GO): UTP-C complex; CURI complex
Source: RefSeq, a predicted model, not a curated record
UGCUCAUCAACCACAUUGAUCAAGAUGUCUCCCGUCGAAGAAACCGGAGACCAGUUCUCCGUCCUCCCAAUAAAGAUCCCCGCCACACCGUCAUACCCAGAGACCGCCAUUCACGAAGUUCGUAUACGGAAAAAUGCGCCCAAGAUACCUACCGCCAACGAUUCACGAAGUCUAUUCCUCAAGAACAUUCCCGCCGACAGUACAGAACCUCACUUUCGCGCUGUCUUUACACAACUUGUAGGCGCUGGGCGCUUUGAGAGUAUUACCUUCGAAGACGAAUCACGGACGCUGCUACCUAUUGAUCCUGCGCAAGCCACAAAAGUUGCAGGCUUUGCGAAAAAGAGAAAACGCGGCGACGUUGAGGCAGAAGAGCGGGAGCGAGAAGAGGAAGCUGCGCAAUUACCGCAGAUCUGGCCGCGGCGCGUGCAACGCAGCAGCAGCACAGCAAUUGUGCUUCUCGCAGACGAGAAGAGUGUGCAACUAGUCCUCAAGGCUAUCGCAAAGCUACAGAAGAGUAAAAAGUAUCCUACAUGGGGUAGCGAUCUCUCCGACGACGUGCCCUCCCUCGGCUCAUCAUGGAUCGCAUCGCAUCUGCAACUCUCGCGUGUCGACAAGCCAGCCACCCAAAAGGCUGUCCACGCCUUCUUCACUGCAUUCAACCGCAAGGAGAAGGAGGCUAUCGAGCUGGCUAAGCGACUGCGCAAUGAGCCAGACGAGGAUGGUUUCGUUACAGUGACUCGCGGUGGACGGGCCGCUCCCGCCAGCCGAAACGAGGCCGAGGAAGCCAAGCGCAGAAUGAUCGAGAGGGAUACCAAGAAGAAGUCUGAAACCAAGGACUUCUACCGCUUCCAAAUGAGAGAGCGACGCAAGGCGGAGCAGAUGGCUUUGAUGAAGAGAUUCCAAGAGGAUAAGAGAAAGGUGGAAGCGAUGCGGGAAAAGAGGGGCAAAUUCCGACCAGAGACAUGAGACGCUUGGUAAAGCUACGGUUCAUAGCAUGUCAAGCUCGGUCUACACAAGGGUACUGUUUCAAAGAUAUCCAUGUUGACGCGCAACUUAUACCCGAG